Molecule: messenger RNA, 1366 nt
Organism: Drosophila erecta
Lineage: Eukaryota; Metazoa; Arthropoda; Insecta; Diptera; Drosophilidae
Product: beta-1,4-glucuronyltransferase 1
Exons: 2
Coding region: 43-1266 (407 amino acids)
Source: RefSeq, a predicted model, not a curated record
CAGUUCAGUUUGUGGGAAACGGAAAAAGAAAAUCGUAACAAUAUGUUUCGACUCCUUGACCUUCUGAUCUCUCUCGUACUCCUUACCCUUGUCCCGAGGAUCAAUUGCCUGCAGAAUGGAACCCUGGCCAAGCUGAAAAGGUUUGUGAACUGCGAGGCUAAGAACUACAAGCCGAGCGAGGUGAUCUAUAGGGACUACUGGGUGCUGCAGAACUAUGUGUUGGCGGGUCACGGCAGUAUUCCGUGCUAUGCAAAUGUGACCUACACCAGCCAUGCGGACUACAGGUAUCUGGAUAAUGUGGUGCCCCUCCUGGAACGCUGGCGAUCGCCCCUCAGCCUGGCCAUAUACGCUCCUGGCACGGACUUCGAGCCCACUAUACGGAGCAUUCUGUACCUGCUGCAGUGCCAUCCUGGCAAGCACCUGGUUCGCGAGCUGUGCAGCUUUCAUCUGUACUUCGACGUGGAGCACUUGCCCCAGGUGGUGCUUCCACCCGACACAUCGCUGAGGGAGCAGGCCAACUGCAGCGGACCAGCGCCAUAUGAGAACGUCGUUAAGUCGGACAUGUACAGGACUCGAAACACACUGAACUAUCCCGUCAAUAUUGGACGCAACAUCGCACGCAGGGCUUCGUUGACGCACUACGUCCUGGCCUCGGACAUCGAGCUCUAUCCCACGCCAGGAUUGGUGCGCGACUUUUUGAAUUUUCUUGGCCGCCAGGUGCUUGGAGUUCCAGGACAGCAGCGCACUUCGCCGAUGGUCCAUGCGCUGCGUAUUUUCGAGGUGAAGGCCAAUGUUUCUGUGCCGAGCAGCAAGUCGGAGUUGCAGGAGUUGUUGAAGUCGGGCGAGGCAGUUCCCUUCCACAUGGAGAUCUGCGAGGUGUGCCAUAGGGGCCCAGGCCUGGAGGAGUGGAUAAAUGCGAGCGUGGUCUCCAAGGAACUCAAUGUCUUCAAUGUGGGUCGCCGCUCGGAAAAUAACAGCAACUGGGAACCUAUAUUCCUGGGCACCGUUGACGAUCCGCCCUACGACGAGCGAUUGACUUGGGAGGGUCAGCGGGACAAAAUGACCCAGGCCUAUGCCAUGUGCGUGCUGGACUACGAGUUCCAUAUCCUGGAUAACGCUUUCCUGGUCCAUAAGCCCGGCAUCAAGCAGCCCGGCUAUCGCAAGACAAUCUUCUCUCAAACCCGCCGGACCGACGGCCUGAUCAGUAGAAAGAUCUCCAAGGAGUUGCGGAUGAUGUACGGCUUUCGAGAUGGAUGUGUUAUUUAGGUGUGGUUCUUCAUAUGAAAGGGAUAUUUCAAAUUCAAUGUUAGCUGAAAUGUUUGUCUACGAUUUUGGAAAAUACAAAUUGUGAUAAGUUGGGCUUAAG